AUGACGCGCGCACUCCCCGCCGAGCUUCUCGCGCGGAUCGUCACAUACCUCUUGCCAUCGAUCGACGCAUGCGCCUCGACACUUCCGCACCCUUCGGGCUCUGAUCUCGAAUACGCUCCGCCGGUCCCAUCGAACACCAGCGCGGAUCUGCUAUCGGUAUGCCUGUCGUGCUCUUUGCUGCACGAGCUCGCGCAGGAUGCUCUGUACCGCGCGCCGCUCGUGCGCACGCUCAAAGCGCUCAAUCUCUUGGCGAGCACGAUCGCAGCCGAUGCCAAGCCACGCACAUCUCCAGGGCCCAGUCGCAGCGGUUCGGGCCAGCGGGCGACCAUGGUGCGUGCUAUCCAUCUGUCACCGGGUGACGGACUGCUGCAACCGGGUGAUACGCUCGCCGACCAGAACGGCUACAAGGACAGCCUGCGCAUCAUGUUCGACCACGCAUCCGAGCUCGACUUGAUUUGGCUCGAGCAUCGCCAAGCGGGCGCCGCAUUCCUCGAGCUGCUCCAUCCGCACACCGUCUGCCGUCCACGUCGACUCACGCUGUCCAAUCUGUCGUUUUCGGCGCCGCCAUUUUCGAGCAUCCAGUCGCUUGCGCCGCUCUCGAAGCUCACGCAUCUGCACCUGAUCAAGAUCGUGCCUCCCCCGGCGCUGAUCUCGUUUGUGGUGGGUGAAGCGAUCCAUGCGGAAGAGCAGGGCAAUGUGCCCGAGAGUAUAAGCAAAGGCCUCUCUCCGUGUGGAUCGCUCGAGUGCCUACGUCUUUCGCUGCUACCGCCCGAUGCGCUCGUCGAGUUCGAGGCGUAUGUGGCGUGGAGAAGGGCGUGGAAGGAGUACGAGCAGCUCGAUCCGCAUCAGCAGGCGCAACUGCCGGCGCCAAGAGCACCGCUAGGUCCGGCAAGACGCUUUGCGGUGCAAGAAGCCCUGUAUGAUCUGGCGGUGCGUGCCGCCCGUCUGCCUCGUCUGCGCCUGGUGCUGCUCGAACUGAGCCCGCUCGGAUCGCUCGCGCCUCCAUCAUCACUCUUUAGCACAGCACGACAAUCCAUUGUGUCACCUAAAGCAGUGCUGGAGGAUCGACGUGCGCAAGUAUCCGACCAACACACCUUCCGUGCCUCGAUGCGCACGAUGCAGCACCAGCAAGAAGCAAUGACGCGUGACGACGGAGGCUUGGGUCAAAGCGAAACAGCACCCAUGCCCACGAGGGAGGAGCUGCGGACGGAGGAGCGCGAUCGGUACUGGCGUCUCAUCGAAGCGGGCAAGCAUGCACUCGUGCGGUUAUGGGGCGAGAGCUGCGACGAGCUGCCGGAUCUCAGGGUUGUAUCCGCGCGACCCAACGGACACGACCGUCGCGAGGGCUUUUUGGAUUAUCACUGCCAGACUGCUGCUUCGGCGGGUGCCGAUGUGGGAUGUUGGGCCGACGCCGACGUGUUUGAGCUGGUCGAUCAGUCGCCCUUUCUCUCGUAUCGUGCCGACGACCUCAGUCGGGCGUGGUAUUGGACGGGCGAGCUGCCGCGCUCGACAACGAGUACUGCUGGCGAGACGAAGCUGAUCCCAUCACUAAUUCCAUUGUGA
Molecule: messenger RNA, 1563 nt
Organism: Moesziomyces antarcticus
Lineage: Eukaryota; Fungi; Basidiomycota; Ustilaginomycetes; Ustilaginales; Ustilaginaceae
Exons: 1
Coding region: 1-1563 (520 amino acids)
Source: RefSeq, a predicted model, not a curated record